Trichoderma citrinoviride is the source of this 1239-nucleotide messenger RNA. RefSeq lists its product as hypothetical. NCBI's taxonomy places the organism in Eukaryota, Fungi, Ascomycota, Sordariomycetes, Hypocreales, Hypocreaceae. Bases 1 to 1239 code for a protein of 412 amino acids. The transcript is spliced from 2 exons. The record is from RefSeq and is a predicted model, not a curated record.
AUGCUUGCUGCACAUCGCGAGCAAGAGAACCGGGUGCUCAGUCACCAGGCUUCCGCCAAGCCGCAGCCAAAGACGCCAGGCAUGCGGUAUCCAAAAACGCCAAUGAACCUGGGGCGAGGGAACGAGAAUGCCCUGGCCGGAUUUGCAGCCAAGAAUACUAUCCAGGGGGGUAUCAACCUUGGGGAGAACCAAAAAUUCAUUUCCAAGAAACCCGUCAUUACCCCGGCAGGGUCUCGGAUGCGAGCUCCCCUGGGAAACAAGACCACAAACGCCAAAGCGAUAAGCAACCUGGGGCUUGGACUCGGCGGCAAGAGUGCCGUCAGAGAGAUCGAGAGAACGCAAUCCAGGAACGUCACGGGUCAACGGCGGAAGCAGAAACAGCGGCAUAGGAGAGCUGAACUGGCGCCGAGGAGUCUUCUUUUCAAGCUCAAAGAUGGCCACGAUCGGGAUCAGGACGAACCCGAAUACGCACCUCCCAACCCCGAGCCUCUACCCUACGAGUCCGAUGUCUUUCCGCGCGACGCCCUCACUUUGAAGGGCCUAAAAAAAGAAAACAUGCUCAAAGGCUACUAUGAGCACUUUUACAACCCUAUCAAUGACGCCGGUGUGUCGCGCGCGGAGCAGCGGCUCCAGGAGGAAACGAAGGCGGCGCUUCAGAAGGCCAUGGAGCAUAACGAGCAGGACACCGAAGAGUUUGACUGGAACAGUGCCGAUAUCUCGGCUGAAUUAGAGCGAGACGCACCAGACGAAUCAGAAGUACCAGAGCGGACAACUAGGACAAGAGAGAAGCCCGUCUCUGCGAAUGAGCGGACGCAGGAUUCCUCCUCAACCCAGUCUGCGAUGGCAACCAGAGCGUCCAGAUCUGGUUCGUCCGGGAAGCCUAUGCCCCAAGCGAGGCAAGACGAUGUUCCAGGCCGCAUCGUCACUCGGUCGUCAAGGCAUCGGACUGAGCCGGCGGCUGUGGAACAUUCAUCACCGUUGGUCCUUCGCAGUCGUAGAGAUAGUGUCUCUUCGCAAGUGGCACCGAAAGACGCCGAGGAUGAUGAGUCUGAGCCAGCUUACAUGAUGGGCUCGCCCCGUCCCAAGCCAUCUGAUGAUGCGGCAUCAGACGACCUAGCUCACCUACAAUUCCCCAUCGACUCUGAUGAUGAAGAUGCCGGGAUCGAUCUUUCAGUGCUCCGCACGAGCCGCAGGGACUCGUUUGAGGGGUCGGUGUAUGAGUUGAGAUUCGACGUUUAG